AUGUCCGAAGCUAACGUAUUUCUUCUUGGAAGACAUCUUACCAACUCUUCCAUUGUGUCCCAUCAUCAUUCGAAAUCACAAAUUCCACCAUCAUCGACCAAUUUACCAUCAUGGGGUCAUCAUAACCUCUCGUCAUUCACCAAAAUUAAUAUUCCAAAUAAUUGUAUCAAUUACCGCAAAGAAGAUAUCGAUGUGCAAACUUCAGCCAUGGUGUCUCAAGUCGAUCAGGUCUCUAUUGGUUCCGAUUUUAUUAUGAUCCUUUUAUCGGAUGGUUCUCUGUAUUCUAUGGGAAUUAAUCGACCUUCUAAUCACUUGGGAUUCACAGAUGCCUCAUUGAACACCUUUGAGAUUGGCAAAGUAUUAUACAUCAACUCUCUCAAAGGUCGGCCAGUGAAAAUGAUCGCGAGCGGAGCCUAUUACACAAUCGUUGUCACAAGAGAUGAUGAUCUCUAUGGAAUUGGAAGCAAUGACUAUGGACAAUUUCAUGUUGAUGGCUCAAGCACACACAAAAACAAUGCAACACCUUAUUUCAUUGAUUAUGGAAAGACGAAGGAAGACAAAAUAACUCAUGUUGCAUGUUGUUUUUCUUUUUCUAUCAUUAUCACAAAUGGAAGAGAGUUAAGAUUGGCAGGACAAGAUUGGGUCACCGAUGGAGGAAGUCAAAAUAAUUCAUUUCUUGUUCGAUCCAGACAUGUCGCUAAGAAUAUUUAUCAUACAUUUGAAUCACCUGUUCAAGAAAUUCGAGCUGGUGCAUUUCACUUUGUAGUUGUACUUAAGGAUGGGAGUGUUUAUGGUUCAGGAAGCAACUCGAGAGAGCAGCUUGGUCAAUCCUACUCAAGAAAUGGUAUUCAAAAACUUGUUCUGAGUCAACCAUUGGUGACAGGUGCUUGUUGCGGAUCUGAUUGUUGUUUAUUCCUUUCCGACAAGGGAGACAUUGUAAAAUCAGGAUCAUCAAGAUAUAGUUUCCUUGAAGAAAAUCUCUUCAGAGAUUUGGAUAAUUAUAAGGACAUAACCAAUCUACACAUGUGUGAACAAUUAUUGGGUAUGGUCGGAAAACAAGGCAUUCACUUAAGAGGAAAUAACAACACAUUCUGUAUUGGGAAUUUUGAUGAAGAAUUUUGCCAAGUGGAUAUACCCUUCGAGGCUCUUUUUAACACUUCGGUGGCACAUGAGUAUGUUGGAGUUUGUGCCAGAUACUAUCACAUAGCAUUCUUUUUAAGAUUUAGCAAGAACAUAACAAAACAUUUUAUUUUCAUAACAAAAAGGAUCAACUGUUCUGGUCUCAGUGAUAUUAUAGUCACUACUUGCUCGUCUGGGUUCUGUCAAUAA
Naegleria fowleri is the source of this 1329-nucleotide messenger RNA. RefSeq lists its product as uncharacterized. Bases 1 to 1329 code for a protein of 442 amino acids. The record is from RefSeq and is a predicted model, not a curated record. The transcript is spliced from 4 exons. NCBI's taxonomy places the organism in Eukaryota, Heterolobosea, Eutetramitea, Acrasida, Naegleriidae.